Molecule: messenger RNA, 3256 nt
Organism: Passer domesticus (house sparrow)
Lineage: Eukaryota; Metazoa; Chordata; Aves; Passeriformes; Passeridae
Gene: GANC
Product: glucosidase alpha, neutral C
Exons: 23
Coding region: 530-3178 (882 amino acids)
Biological process (GO): carbohydrate metabolic process; N-glycan processing
Molecular function (GO): alpha-1,4-glucosidase activity; carbohydrate binding
Source: RefSeq, a predicted model, not a curated record
GAGGCGCUCCUCGGCCGGCCCUCUCCUCGCUCCCGCUCUUGCCGGGGAGGCUCCACCGCUUUCUGCGGGGAGCGGCGGGUGCGGAGCCGGCCCAUGCAGCAGGUCGGGGCUCGGGGGCGGGCGUGCGGGGCCGUGCCUGCUGUCCUCGCCGCCCGGCCUGGGCACAGCCUUCCCGCGGCGGAGCGGGGCAGCGAGCGCAUCCGCAGCGCCAGGGGCAGCUCGGGCUGCACCGCCUUCAAUGCGCCAGCAGAGGCACACGAACUUGGAGCAAAACCCGAAAGGACAUACGUGUCUUCAGGCAAAAAUAGGAAGGGCUGAGUGAUCUAAAUAUACGGUCACUGUGAGAUCUCAAAUAAUAAUCGAGGACUUGUAAUUUUGACUGAGCCUCAGUGGGUGCCGUCUGCAUUUCCUAUAUUUCAUGUCUGUAAUUAAUAAGUAUUCCAUAAGCAUCAGUGUUUUAUCUACCAGAACUAAUACAUUAUUCCCUUCCAUCUGUGUCUGAGCCCAGCAUAAUGUGGGAAAUACUUUGAUGAUAGACACUACUGGCAGCCCAUUUUCUUUCAGUGUCCAAGAUGAGGCUGUGGACAAAAGCAACUUUAAGAAAUGCAACCAGAUUGCUUUUUACAGGCGUCAGAAACUUCUACGUCCUGGAAAAUCCUUGUAUCGAGUGUUGUUGGAUUCAGUCACAUUAAGUGACGAGAAUGUCAAAUUCCAAAUCAUUCAUGAGGAGAAUAAGGUUCUUCUACAAGUAGAAAUUUAUGAAAUAGAAGGCAAUAUUUUCAGGAUUAAAAUUGAUGAAGCAUCUCCUCUCAGAGCAAGAUACAAAGUUCCUGAUGUUAUUAUAAAGGAACCUACCACCCAGAAACUGUUCAUAUCCCACAAGGAGGCAGGUAUUUUGGUACUGUCAAGUGUUAAUGAGGAAUACAAACUUCGAAUCACAGCAAACCCCUUCCAAGUUGAGCUGCAGUGCAAGGGUGAAACUGUUAUGAGUGUGAAUUCCAAUGGUUUGUUGUAUUUUGAGCACCUACAACCACCUCCCACUGACAGAAAACCUACAGCACAAAAUGAGGAGGCAGCAAGUGAUUCCUCUAAGGAAAAACAAGAGGAUCUAGGUCUCUGGCAAGAGAAAUUUGGCAGUUUCUUGGACAUCAAAGCUCAUGGUCCUACUUCUGUAGGCAUGGACUUCUCUUUACAUGGAUAUGACCAUGUUUAUGGAAUACCACAACAUACAGAAACACUUCUUCUCAAAAACACCAGUGAUGGUGAUGCCUACCGGCUUUAUAAUUUGGAUAUUUUCGGCCACAAGAUACAUGACAAAAUAGGUAUUUAUGGUUCAGUACCCCUUCUCUUAGCACACAAGCCUAACAGAACUUCAGGAAUCUUCUGGCUGAACUCUUCAGAAACACUGGUGGAUAUUAGUACAAAGGCAGUAGCUGAGCACACUCCAUCCAGAUCUGCUGCAGAGACUGCUAAGCAGAGAGCAGUGCCUCUCACUGAUGUUCGGUGGAUGUCAGAAAGUGGGAUCAUUGAUGUUUUCCUGCUGAUGGGACCCACUGCAUUUGAUAUCUUCAAGCAGUUUGCACAACUGACAGGCACACAAGCCUUGCCCCCACUUUUUUCUCUGGGCUACCAUCAGUGCAGGUGGAAUUAUGAGGAUGAACAAGAUGUCAAGGCAGUGGAUGCUGGCUUUGAUGCACAUAACAUUCCUUAUGAUGUCAUAUGGCUGGAUAUAGAGCACACAGAUGGCAAGAGGUAUUUUACUUGGGACAAAAAGAAAUUCCAGAACCCCAGAAAGAUGCAAGAACAUCUCAGGAAGAAAAAACGCAAGCUUGUGGUCAUCGUAGAUCCUCAUAUUAAGGUUGAUCCCUCGUAUACCUUGUAUGCACAGGCAAAAGAAAAGGGAUAUUUUGUGAAAGACAGAAAUGGCCAAGAUUUUGAGGGCAUUUGUUGGCCAGGUUCCUCUUGUUACCUGGAUUUCACCAAUCCUGAAGUGCGAAAAUGGUAUGCAGAUCAAUUUGCCUUCAAAACAUACAAGGCAUCCACUAAUAUCCUCUUUGUAUGGAAUGAUAUGAAUGAGCCUUCGGUCUUCAAGGGGGCAGAACUAACAAUGCAGAAAGAUGCUGUGCACUACAACAACUGGGAGCAUCGGGAAGUACACAACCUCUACGGAUUCUACCAGCAAAUGGCAACUGCAGAAGGACUCAUCAGACGUUCUUCGGGAAAAGAGAGACCAUUUGUCCUCACAAGAUCUUUCUUUGCUGGAUCACAGAAAUAUGCUGAUGUGGGAGGGUUUAUUGGAGAUCCAGAGCCAGAGUUACUUGUUCGCUGGUAUCAGGCGGGAGCCUACCAGCCCUUCUUCAGAGGUCACUCUAACAUGGAGAGCAAACGGCGCGAACCGUGGCUCUUUGGGGAGAAGAACACCCAGAUCAUCAGGAGAGCCAUUAGAGAGCGCUACGUCCUCCUGCCCUACUUAUACACUCUGUUCUAUCGGGCACACACGGCGGCUGAACCCGUCAUGAGGGCUCUCUGGAUAGAGUUUCCAGAGAAAAUUGAAACUUUUGAUGUGGAAAAUGAGUACAUGCUGGGAAAUGCUUUGUUGGUGCAUCCAGUCACAGAGAAAGAGGCCAAGACAGUGCCAGUUCUGUUUCCAGGGUCAGAGGAGAUUUGGUAUGAUUUCAGAAAAUUUCAGCGAAUGGAAGAUGCAGGCACAGUGAAGAUCCCAGUAACACUGGAGGAUAUUCCUGUAUUCCAGCGGGGGGGCACUGUGAUACCUCUGAAGACCUCAGCUGGAAAAUCCACUGAAUGGAUGAUAGAUAUUUGUUAUGAACUCCACGUGGCCUUAGAUGCAGAGGCCUGUGCCAUAGGUGAGCUCUACCUAGAUGAUGGGCAUUCAUUUCAAUAUCUCCACAAGAAGCAGUUCCUGUAUCGGAAAUUCACUUUCCAUAAGAACAUUCUCUCCUCCAGCUGCGUAGAUGAAAGUGGACAAUACCACACUACAUGUGUAGUUGCACGGGUGAUAAUUCUGGGAUUCGGAAAGCAACCCACUUUGGUGACAGCCAGUGCCAAGGAUGGGAAAAAAAAAGAAGUGGUUUUCACAUAUGAUACGAAGACCUCUGUACUGACACUGGGAAACUUAGCCCUGAGUGUUGAUGCUGACUGGGAGAUCUGUAUCAGCUGAAAGAAGACACAGCUUCUUCAGAGAAACUGUCCAUUGAGAGGCUGAGGAGAAAUAAACUGGGAGGACUUCAGAUGUUCA